UUGACCGGAGUUGACGCCUCCCGUCAAACAACCACCGUAUUUCUCUGCCCCGCCGCCGGCGCUCUCCACAUGAGAACGCCGUCGCCCCUUGAGCGCGCUGAUCCACGGCCUCCGGCGAUGCCUAUUAAUUUCUUCCCGCCGCGCACCAGGCAGCACAGCAGCGCGACUCACGAGUGGCAAGCAAGUGCGAGCGAACAAGAGUGCACAUCGAGAUCCCUCCUCGACGGAGCAAGCUUCUUUCUAGUGAUCAUCAUGCCGACCCUGCUCUCCGCGAGGUCACGCCCCACCAGCGGCGUCGGCGGCGGUGCGGGGCCCGGGAACCGCGCGUGCUACGCCAUCGCGGGCUGCGCGGUGGCGCUGCUCCUGUUCUGCGCCCUCGCCGCCUCCGUAAGCGUCUGGAUGGCGUUCGCGUUCGGCGGCCUUGCCCUGGUCGCCUUCGCCGUCGCCGGCUGCGUCGAGUCAGGGGGCGCGCGCGUCGGCCCGAGCGCCGCCGAGAGCGAGGCCGAGGCCGCGGCCGUGGAUGCCGCGCGGGCGCGGCGCCGGUUCGGGAUGCCCAAGGCCGCGAUCGACGCGCUGCCGACGUUCGCCUACACGCCUGAAGGCGCCGAUCAGGGCGGCGACGGCGGCGGCGACCUCGAGUCCGGGGCGGCGGCCGGCGGCGAGCAGUGCCCGGUGUGCCUGGAGGACGUCGAGGCCGGCGAGAUGGUGCGGCAGCUGCCGGCGUGCAAGCACCUCUUCCACGUGGGGUGCAUCGACAUGUGGCUGGAGUCUCACCGGACGUGCCCGGUGUGCCGGUGCAACCUCUUGCGAUCGCAGCGGAAAGUUGCUGCAGUAAAAGCUGCUGCUGCUGCGGCGGCGGCUGCUGAAGAGGAACAGCCGGCUGAAGAUGCCUUGCCACCGGUGUAGACUUCUUGCGGCGCGUGCAUAUCAAAGCUUAUUUUAGCCUUAGAUUAGAGGUGACACAAAUUUUCUCUGCACAUAGCACGUAGAAUUUCAUAUAUGUACUCAAAGCAUAAUU
Panicum virgatum (switchgrass) is the source of this 1018-nucleotide messenger RNA. Its product is annotated as E3 ubiquitin-protein ligase ATL6-like. The record is from RefSeq and is a predicted model, not a curated record. The transcript has a single exon. Bases 70 to 906 code for a protein of 278 amino acids. Lineage: Eukaryota; Viridiplantae; Streptophyta; Magnoliopsida; Poales; Poaceae.